This is a messenger RNA of Gilbertella persicaria, 2509 nucleotides long. RefSeq names its product Nup93/Nic96-domain-containing protein. The transcript has 14 exons. The coding region runs from base 23 to 2506 and encodes 827 amino acids. NCBI's taxonomy places the organism in Eukaryota, Fungi, Mucoromycota, Mucoromycetes, Mucorales, Choanephoraceae. Gene Ontology annotation, cellular component: nuclear pore. Gene Ontology annotation, biological process: poly(A)+ mRNA export from nucleus; protein import into nucleus. Gene Ontology annotation, molecular function: structural constituent of nuclear pore. The record is from RefSeq and is a predicted model, not a curated record.
UUCUUCUCUCUUGUCUUUGCUCAUGUUAAAAAAUACGUUUAGACAACUUCGAGAACAAUCUGAUCUUCUUGUCCCUAGGACAGAAGCAGCUAAUGAGCCACUUAUUUAUAGAAGUCUCAAUCAAAUAAGACGAGAACUCAAUAGCAUGUCCAAACGAAUCAAACCCGAUCCUGAACUCGAUGCCAAAGCUCACUAUUUUCUUGCUAGUGGUGGCAUCAAUACAGAACAUAUCAUUACAUCUAUUGAUACCAGUCGUGCUUUUCAAGUAGUAGAAGAAGAAGAUCAUACAGAUGUAAAAAAAUACUUGCAAGAAGAGCAUGAGAAAGUAUUGAUUCAUAUUAUUGAAGAACAAAGACGCUCGAAUGACCAAGACUUUGAUGAUUAUUUUGAAGCACAACAUGAAGGAUACAUCAAAGCCAUGUUAGAAGAAGCAAACCAAGAUGCUGAGAAUAGAAAAGAUUAUGAAGUAUUCGAGAAAUACAAUAAUGGCAAUGGUGUUUCUCGAAUCAUUGACUAUGCUCAUAUUGUCAGUCAAUUAAACCAUAACCGAUCUUUAGACAUGGAUUUUGAUGUGAUUGAAGCAUUUGCUAAUCUACGCAACAUGUCAGAAUUACAAAAGGCUCAAGACAGCGCUUAUGAGGCUUGGGAUAUGCUUCGUUAUCUAGUGAACCAUGCAGGUCUCGACAAUAGACCAGAAGGUCGAUUUAUGUCUUAUAUCACAGCACCAGCUCAUUCUGCUCUUCAGAUCCAAACACGCCGUCAAUUGAUUCAGGCUUCUAAAUCAUGGCUUGAGAGACAAGUAUCUCAAUUGAUCAAUGAUGCCUUAAACAAAAAUGCAACCAAAAUUCAAAUUGGUGGUAAUCCUUCUAUCACACAUCGCUUACGUGCAUUUAUCAAUUUCAAGUUCAAGACAAGCACAGGUUGGGUAGAUGAUCGCCUUGAGAUUGUAGAUGGAUUGCCUAUCUGGACAUUUGUGUAUCUGUUGAUCCGUAUGGGUCAUUUAACAGUAGCUGCUAAAUUUGUGGAUGAUCACCGUGAGAUGUUUACGAGUGAAAGAAGAUUCGUAAGCUAUUUUGAAGAAUACGCGAAUGCAGACAGCCACAAUGUAUCGACAACCACAGCAGAAGCCAUUCUUUCAGACUACAAUCGAUUUGAAUAUGGUGAAAUAGUGACUGAUCCUUACAAGAUUCUGAUUUACAAGCUAAUGGGUCGAUGUGAAUUACAUAAAAAGACAUUGCCUGAUGUGAUCCAUACAACAGAAGAUUUCAUUUGGCUUCAGUUGAUGUUGGUGAGAGAAGUGAUUGAACAAGAAUCAGAUUAUAGAUUAGCAGAUGCGCAAGACUACAUUUCAUCAUUUGGUCCAACUUAUUUUGAUCAAGAAGAGUUUGAUCCAUGGAAUUACUUCAAGAUCCUUUUGGCCACUUUACAGUUUGAAAAGGCAGUCAAUUACCUGUACCAACAAAAGCAUCUUCGACUUGAAACUGUUCAUUUUGGUCUUGCUUUAGUUUAUUAUGGUUUACUUGAGAACAAGAGUCACCAUGGUUAUCCAUCGAAAUUUGCUGAAUGGAUUCAUUUCUAUGUACAAGCCUGGAUUCCCAAGGAUCAGCCUCAAUUGGCUUUACAAUAUCUCUAUCUCUUGACAUUGUACACAACCAAACAAGGCUAUCCAAAUGACGACAUGAUUCAACUGGCUAUUUCUUUUAUUAUUCAGUUCACUUUAGAAAAGAAUGACUUCAAGACACUGAUUGGAACACCACAGACUGGAAGAGGAAUGGGUCUAUUAUAUCAACAAAAAGAGUUAUUGAAUAUCUUUACUGACAAAGAAUACAUUCAAAUGAUACUCUUUCCUAUGGCACAGAAAUGCAUUGAUUAUGGUCGCACUACAGAUGCAGUCUAUAUCUAUGGUUUAUCUGGGGACUAUCAACGUAUGGUCAAUGUACUUGCUAAACAUCUCAGCAGUUCAUUACAGACACCUGAAUCUAUUGGCAAACAAGAUCCUAUUCUAAGCCAUGCUUCUCAUGAGGAAACAAUUCAAUUUGCUUUAGAUACAAUGGAACACUAUGAAAAGAAUGAACAGUUCAAUGUGGCUAUUGACUCUCAUCAAAGACUGACAAUACGUAGACUGAUUGAAUUACUCUAUUUCCGCCGUGCUUAUAGCCAAGGACAGUUAGUACAGGCAUUACAGGCAUUGGAGCAUUUGAAUAUUAUCCCUCUUAGUUCUGAUUAUCACCGUAUUCAACAAGCAGUCACUCAAUUCAACACAACACUGGAUCAAACCAUCAAAGAAAAUAUACCAGAACUAUUGUUGAAUGCUAUGGAUGUUGUGUAUAAAGUAUGGUUAAUUCAUACUCAAGAUACACCUCCUCCUUAUGAAGAAAUCAAAUUGACUGAACAAAUGGCCCGUGGCAUUUUGAUCUUUACUGGUCUUAUUCAAGUGUUUAUCCCAAAUGACAUUAUUAUUCGCUUAAACAAGACUGAAAUGUUAAUGCAACAAAAGAGAAGAUAAUAA